AUCGUUUUCGAGAUUAUUUACCUUGAUCCCUCUUUCGGCUUCUCCUCGAGUCUCCACUUCCGUCAGCUAUUAGCUCUAGAGAAGUGCAUCAAUGGCGUUGAGACUGACAUCGCUAAAACGCGCCGCGGUUGAGUCAUGCCGCAUCUUGGAAACCCGAAGCUUCAGCCACCUCGCGGCAAUGCCUCCGCCUUUUAACAGCACCAUGGAUCGACCCGUCGCUAUGCCGCCGCUGAUUUCACCUGAGUUCGAUCAGAAUCAACCGGGUUCGAUCGAUGAGAAGAGCUUCGGAUUUGGUCCUAAUUUUGCAUUCACUGGAUCCAUGGAGCUUAUGGCUGUGCCUAAGAAGAAGGUUUCUAAACACAAGAGAGGGAUAAGAAAUGGACCAAAGGCUCUUAAGCCUAUUCCUGUGAUCAUCCGUUGCAGGAGUUGCGGGCGAGUCAAGCUGCCACAUUUCUACUGUUGCAGCGGUGAGCGGGUAAACCCUAGUGAGCAAGGUAAUUAGAGCAAGUGAUGAAGAUUUCUUAUAUGAUUACUCCUUUUUGGAUAUCUAGAGGGAGAAAUCUUGGCUUUCUUAGUCGUAGACUCGAGUGAUACGAUAGACUUAGUUGACUCUUUUUUGGCAAAUUAUUUGGGUUUCUGCUGCAAGAUCUAUAUGCUCAUGGUGCUUUUGACAAAUUAAGUUAUUGUCAUUGCUUGUUGCAAAGUUUAAGUCAGCUACAUUUAUGUGCUCUUAGACUUAGAAUCAACAGCUACAUCUAUUUUAAAUAAAGAAAAUUUUUC
This is a messenger RNA of Eutrema salsugineum, 780 nucleotides long. RefSeq lists its product as uncharacterized. Gene Ontology annotation, cellular component: mitochondrial large ribosomal subunit. Gene Ontology annotation, biological process: translation. The record is from RefSeq and is a predicted model, not a curated record. Gene Ontology annotation, molecular function: structural constituent of ribosome. NCBI's taxonomy places the organism in Eukaryota, Viridiplantae, Streptophyta, Magnoliopsida, Brassicales, Brassicaceae. The transcript has 3 exons. The coding region runs from base 92 to 502 and encodes 136 amino acids.